AUGGGCUGGACUGUGUGUAAUACUACCGAGGAGCAUCAGAAGAUCGAGGAGGAAGAUCUUUGGGAUGGCGGUAUUACAUUUCACGAACUCAGCCUGAUCGUGGCCGGAGUUUGCGCUUUACUGGCUUGCGCAGUCUCUGCUUUUUUGAUUAUGAGCCAUGCCACACACUACAGCAAACCGAUCGAACAGCGACACAUUAUUCGCAUCCUAUUUAUGGUCCCCGUAUACUCCAUCGUCGCCUGGCUCAGCAUUCUUUUCUAUAACGAUUCCGUAUACUUCGAAGUCAUCGGCAACUGCUACGAAGCAUUCUGUAUUGCGGCUUUCUUCUCGCUGAUGUGCCACUACAUUGCGCCCGACCUACACAGCCAGAAGGAUUACUUCCGUGGGAUUCAGCCCAAGGGCUGGCUCUGGCCGCUGAGCUGGUUCCAGAAGUGGAAGUGCUGUUUUGGACAUCGCGGGGCGUGGCGCAACCCGCGCAGCGGUCUGACUUGGUUCAAUGUGGUCUGGGCGGGUGUCUUUCAAUACUGCGUCAUUCGAGUGUUGAUGACCAUCGUCGCGGUUGUUACACAAGCCACUGGUACAUAUUGCGAAGAGUCGAUGAGCCCGGCUUUUGCGCACGUUUGGAUCAUCAUCAUUGAGUCAAUCAGUGUUUCAAUAGCCAUGUACUGCUUGAUCCAGUUCUACUUCCAAAUUCGCAAAGACAUCGAAGAACACCAACCUUUCUUGAAGAUUCUGUCUAUCAAGUUGGUCAUUUUCCUUUCUUUCUGGCAAUCGACCUUUAUCAGUCUGCUGGUCUCUCUAGGCGCUAUCGACGAGACAAAGAAGAUAGCCAUGGCCGACCUAAAGUACGGUCUCCCGGAGCUGUUGAUCAAUAUCGAAAUGUUCAUUUUCUCCGUCCUCCACCUCUGGGCCUUCUCCUGGAAACACUACGCCCUCAACAACGAGGGCGCUGAAGUGACCGACUUCUACGGUAACGGCAAAGCAUCAUACGAGGGUGGACGUUGGGGCUUCGGUGCCCUAGGCGAUGCGAUGAACCCGUUGGAUCUCCUCAAGGCUAUUGGUCGGAGUAUCCGAUGGCUGGCUGUGGGCCGCAAGACCCGCAUGCAGGAUCCCAGUUACCAGCCUCAUGCCGAGACCAUUGGCUUGGAGCCCCCAGAGUCUGGAAUCACCAAUAACAGCACAGCCUAUGGUGGUGCAGGCGCCGCCAUGUCCGGUGGUCGGACAGGCCGGUAUGCUGGAGACGAAGAGGGUGCGGUCUUGCUUGCUCACGCGCAAUCCAACCCGUCGACCUCACACGUCGAUGCCUCGGCGUGGGAGGAUGAUAACGACGACUAUCUACAAGGGCAAGGGCAGUCUGGUCGCUUCUACGGACAUCAGAACUCUUCGCCCUACGAUGACAUUGAGCACCAAAAUACCGCCUAUCACCCCCACGACCAAGGGUCCCAGGAUUACCCGGCCAAUGGUCCUCUUAGGGAACAGGUACCAAUGCCCAUGCCCGAUCAGUAUCAACCUCCGCCACCUUACCCGGAGAGCUAUCACCAUCCAUGA
Penicillium cataractarum is the source of this 1548-nucleotide messenger RNA. RefSeq names its product OSTA/TMEM184 family protein. Gene Ontology annotation, biological process: transport. The transcript has 5 exons. Bases 1 to 1548 code for a protein of 515 amino acids. The record is from RefSeq and is a predicted model, not a curated record. Gene Ontology annotation, molecular function: transporter activity. NCBI's taxonomy places the organism in Eukaryota, Fungi, Ascomycota, Eurotiomycetes, Eurotiales, Aspergillaceae.